Molecule: messenger RNA, 2372 nt
Organism: Gossypium raimondii (Peruvian cotton)
Lineage: Eukaryota; Viridiplantae; Streptophyta; Magnoliopsida; Malvales; Malvaceae
Product: eukaryotic translation initiation factor 3 subunit B
Exons: 11
Coding region: 67-2214 (715 amino acids)
Biological process (GO): translational initiation
Cellular component (GO): eukaryotic translation initiation factor 3 complex
Molecular function (GO): RNA binding; translation initiation factor binding; translation initiation factor activity
Source: RefSeq, a predicted model, not a curated record
UAUUUUUUGGUUACAUAAAGCUAUCAAAAAACACUAUCUCCUCCAUCCGAUCCGAAAUAGCUCACUAUGGCGGCGGAGGUAAUGCUAAUGAACGAGAUAGAGGCGAAGGCUGCUAGCAUGGCCAUCGAUUUGAAUAUCGAUUUCAAUUCCAUUCAACUUCCUCGUGGUGAAGAUUGUGGCAUCGUCAGUGAUGAUGAGGAUGUUUACCAUGACGAUCAAUUGGAAUUCGAUUCCGGGUUUGGAAACGUUAUUGUAGUGGAUAAUCUCCCAGUUGUUCCUCGUGAAAAGUUUGAGAAACUCGAGGGUGUCAUUCGGAAAAUCUAUAGUCAGAUUGGAGUCAUUAAGGAGGAUGGCCUUUGGAUGCCUGUUGAUCCUGAGACUAAGAAAACCCUAGGUUAUUGUUUUAUAGAGUACAAUACUCCACAGGAAGCUGAGCUUGCUAAGGAGAAGACCAAUGGGUACAAGUUGGAUAGAGCACAUAUUUUUGCUGUUAAUAUGUUCGAUGAUUUUGAUAAGUACAUGAGAGUUCCGGAUGAAUGGGCUCCUCCUGAGAUUAAACCCUACACGCCUGGGGAAAAUCUUCAAAAGUGGCUUACUGAUGAAAAGGCACGAGAUCAAUUUGUAAUUCGUGCUGGUACUGACACUGAAGUUCUGUGGAAUGAUGCAAGGCAGUCUAAAACCGAGCUCGUUUACAAACGCAGUUACUGGACCGAAAGUUUUGUGCAGUGGUCUCCCCUGGGGACAUACUUGGCAACAGUUCACAGGCAAGGAGCAGCAGUUUGGGGAGGUGCAAAUACGUUUAAUCGUCUAAUGCGUUAUGCCCAUCCUCAGGUUAAGCUUAUUGAUUUUUCUCCUGGUGAAAAAUUUUUGGUAACCUACAGCAGCCAUGAACCAAGCAAUCCUCAUGAUGCAAAUAGGGUUGUGAUAAACAUUUUUGAUGUGAGAACUGGAAAAGUGAUGAGAGAUUUUAAGGGAAGUGCUGAUGAAUUUACAAUUGGAGGAGCUGGUGGUGUUGCUGGAGUUUCUUGGCCUGUUUUCAGAUGGGGAGGCGGAAAAGAGGACAAGUAUUUUGCCAAACUUGGGAAAAAUAUGAUAUCUGUUUAUGAAACAGAGACUUUUAGCCUUAUUGACAAAAAAUCUUUGAAGGUUGAAAACGUUGUGGACUUCAGUUGGUCACCAACUGAUCCCAUUCUUGCACUUUUUGUUCCUGAACUUGGAGGUGGAAACCAGCCUGCUAGGGUGAGUCUGGUUCAAAUUCCCAGUAAAGUGGAAUUGAGGCAAAAGAAUCUUUUCAGCGUCAGCGACUGCAAAAUGUACUGGCAAAGCAACGGUGAAUAUCUUGCUGUAAAAGCUGACCGAUACACGAAAACAAAAAAAAGUACUUAUACCGGUUUUGAGCUCUUUCGCAUCAAGGAAAGGGACAUACCAAUUGAGGUUUUGGAGCUUGAUAAUAAAAAUGAUAAGAUAAUCGCUUUUGCUUGGGAGCCCAAGGGGCACAGGUUUGCUGUUAUACAUGGGGAUAAUCCAAGGCCUGAUAUUAGCUUUUACUCGAUGAAAUCAUCGCACAAUUUGGGCCGAGUUUCAAAGCUCACUACUCUGAAAGGCAAGCAGGCAAAUGCGUUAUUCUGGUCACCUGGUGGCCGUUUUAUUGUACUUGCUGGAUUGAAGGGGUUCAAUGGUCAGUUGGAAUUCUUUAAUGUCGAUGAGCUUGAAACAAUGGCAACUGCUGAACAUUUUAUGGCCACAGAUAUUGAAUGGGAUCCCACUGGAAGAUAUGUUGCAACCGCAGUAACAUCUGUUCAUGAAAUGGAAAAUGGUUUCAAUAUAUGGUCGUUUCAUGGUAAGCUACUCUACCGGAUACUGAAGGAUCAUUUCUUCCAGUUCUUGUGGCGCCCAAGGCCCCCAUCCUUCUUGAGCGCUGAGAAGGAGGAAGAGAUAUUAAAAUACUUGAAGAAGUACAGUAAGAAGUAUGAUGCAGAGGACCAGGAUGUUUCGAUGCUAUUGAGCGAACAGGAUAGGGAGAAGAGAAGGAUGUUGAAGGAAGAAUGGGAGAAGUGGAUAAGCGAAUGGAGGCGGGCAAGUGAGGAAGAGAAGUUGGAGAGGCAGAGGUUGAGGGAUGGAGAAGCAAGUGACGAGGAAGAGGAAUACGAAGCUAAAGAAGUUGAAGUUGAGGAAAUCUUGGACUUCUCCGAAGAAGUCCUUUUUGAAGAGUGAGUUGGUUAGGACACGAUUUUUCAGUAUGUAGGAGUGGAGUAGAUGAUGUUUCGGCUAUUUUUAUUUUAGAAUUUUUGAUCAUCGCGCUAACACUUUGUGUUUAUUUAUAAAUGAUUGUGUGAGGCAAUGCAAAAAUUAGUCCCUGCAUAUUUUUCCAA